Messenger RNA from Artibeus jamaicensis (Jamaican fruit-eating bat), 1726 nucleotides. It is a transcript of the gene EID1, whose product is annotated as EP300 interacting inhibitor of differentiation 1. Gene Ontology annotation, biological process: negative regulation of DNA-templated transcription. The record is from RefSeq and is a predicted model, not a curated record. Gene Ontology annotation, molecular function: transcription corepressor activity. The transcript has a single exon. Bases 80 to 649 code for a protein of 189 amino acids. Gene Ontology annotation, cellular component: nucleoplasm. NCBI's taxonomy places the organism in Eukaryota, Metazoa, Chordata, Mammalia, Chiroptera, Phyllostomidae.
CACGCCGUUUGCGCACGCGCACAACCACACGGCAGCAGCGCUCCGAUCUAGCUGAAAACGCCUUGCAAGAUCUGAUACCAUGUCGGAAAUGCAGCAGUUGUCCGAGUUGUAUGAAGAAAGCAAUGACCUGCAGAUGGAUGUGAUGCCUGGUGAGAGUAACCCUCGGCGGAUGGAGGUAGGCAGUGCGGGCCGGGCGCCAUCCCAGAAUCCAUCCCACAACCGGGCCCGGCCACAGCUGGAGGAGGACGGCCUAAUGGAGGAGGAGGGGGCCCAGCCAGUGACGGGGCCAGAGGGCGACCGAGGCCUUGCUAAGCGGCCCAGCCCCGGGGAGCAGCCAGGCCAGGCAGUGGGCCCUGACUUCGAGAGCGAGGGUGAGGAAUUUGAUGACUGGGAGGAUGACUACAACUAUCCAGAAGAGGAGCAGCUGAAUGGUGCAGGCUACAGAGUAUCAACGGCCCUCGAAGAAGCCAACAGUAUGUUUCUGAGAACAUCCAGAACAGGAGAAUCAGCCCUGAAUGGUGGUUUUCAGAUGCAUCAAGAGAAGACCCCGUUUGAUCAGUUGGCUUUUAUCGAAGAGCUUUUUUCACUUAUGGUUGUUAAUCGUCUGACUGAAGAACUGGGAUGUGAUGAGAUUAUUGAUAGAGAAUAGUUAAAUGCAGUUGAAGAGGAGGAAACUACUUGAGGAGGGACCCAAAAUUCCACUGUCUCGGGUUUAUUUCAAAUAGUUCUGUGCCAAUUAAAAAGUUGAUCUUCAAAAAAGUUUUUUUCCUGUUUAGCAUAAUAGACUAGGCAGUGACUGUACAGUUGCGGAAAAAGAAAAAAAAAACUGUUAAAGAAAAAGGAUCUUAGGACUGUUGAAACUGGUUUUCAAGAGUAUCCUGAAACACUAUGGCUUUGACUUUGUUAUCAAUCCAGAAUAUUUUCUUUGCAUUGGGGAAAAUUCCAUAUAUCACCAUAAGGAGUGAUUUUGCAAGAAUAAGUCAAGACCAAGACAAAUUGCUAGUACAACAGCUAAUUACCGAUACUAAUUACAAAAGGAAAAGUAGUAUGUCCAACUUAAAACACCAGAUAUCUUUGAGUUAUUUGGACAGAAAGCCUAUUGAGAAAACUUUGAAGGUUCCACUUUGUGAUCUGUCCAAGCUAUAGUUAUCAAAGGCUAAAUUUUUAGUGUAUGACAAGUGAACCUUCUUAGUAUUACAGAAGGGUAAGCAAACCCAGAAAGAAAUAUGUAUCUUGUGUAACGUGUCUUAAUGUGUUUCCAAGGGCAUCUGAAAUUGUAUUUGUGCAUAUAUCUUGAUCAAUAAUAAAGCUACUGUGAUCUGUAAUUCAAGAAAAUUCAUUAUCUUGAUCAUUUUUUUUAAAAGUCAGAAAUGAAAUCCUUAUUAAACUUUCAGAUUCAGAUGUUAAAAAUAUAUGUAAAAGUACAAAGAAAACAAACUAUUUCUAAUACUCUUAUAUCUUAGGGAAAUUUUGUUUUAGCUCUCUGGUUUCCAUUGAACUUUACAGGGAAAAAACUGGUUGAACUUCAUAACAAAAGAAGUGUUAAGUGGAAAUUGUCAAGUAAAAGGAAUGUCCUACAUUGAAAAAAGAUAUUAUGAACAAUUAUGCCAUCAACCUAUAAAGGUUUUAAAGGUCCAGAAAUUUCUGAAGUUUCUGUCUCCUUUAAUUAAGCUUGUUAUUGUUUAUUCACCAGCAUCUGAGACAAUAAAAUUUCUUGUUCUGUGUA